GGUUAAUUAGGCAAAUUCGUUAAAAAAAUAUGAUGUGGGCCGAAUCUGUCAAAUGGGCUAAUCAGCACAUCGAGCACGACAUAACUACAUUACACACUGGGCGAGGGAUAGAUGGGGGACGCUCAGCAGAGGCCCAUGCGGGGGCAGGACGGCUAACCGUCCUUGGGUAGGCGGUUGCGGCUAGGCCACGCUGGGCCGACGCGGAGGUGCGCUUGGUCGGAGUGAUUGCAAGCGGUUCGGGCCCGGCUCAAGCCGAGGCCGAGGGAGCGCGACCGGGCUGGCGUCGUUCUCCCACGACCUGGAACGGGGCAGAUGUCAAUGGCGAUGGCGACGGCCCGCACUCCGGUGAGGGGCUUGGGUACGACGGGGGUCGGGGAUGGGGUCCCCGGCUUGGAUCUGGUCGGAUCCAGCCGGCGGCGGGUCAAACUGCGCGGGCGAGGGUCGACGAGCUCCGUGCUUGCCAUGGCGGAGCUCCUGUGGCACGGACGUCUAUGGCGGCCUGGAGGCGGGGCACUGGCCUGGGCGAGGCGCUGCUCCGGCGACGGCGAUCCCCGGUGCGGCUGCCGGGGCACAGGGCGAGCAGCGAGCUCCCUCGCUAGGGCACGGGACGAGCAGCGGGAACGGGCACGCUCGCGCUGGCGGCGGGCUGGUCGUGGUUCGGCAGCACGGUUCCGGGAUGUCGGCGUGCUAGCUGGAGCCAUCGGUCGGGUCGGCGACGUACGGGGUGAGCUGCUUCGGUUGGGAUGGCGUGCGGUGGAGGUAGCGAUGGAGACACAAAGUUGUGAUUCAGUUUGUAGUUCAAUUCAGUUAAGUAUUUAAACGGAGGACCGUUGGCGGGAACGCACCACAACCGCCGAUCUCAGAUCCAUCGCUCGCCAGACGCUCAUACCGCUUCGAGGAAGAAAGGAGUCCUGGCUACCGUUUAUCUUCAAUUGGACGACGAUCCACCACGCGAGGGUCACUGUCCCCUUUCCGACAAACCAACCUUCUCCGCAACGCUUCUGUUUUCGUUUUUAGCUUUCUUUUCUCUCAUUUUGUAAGGCUAUAAAGCCAUGGUCCUAACUUGUGGAGAGCAUCACUUUUUCUAUGGUUUCCCCCUUCUUGUGCCGCCAGUGUUCCUGGAUGGCUCUUAUGUACCAGCUUGUAAGGAUUCUACCUUAAUUUCGCUAAGGAAAUGAGCUAG
Messenger RNA from Hordeum vulgare subsp. vulgare (domesticated barley), 1183 nucleotides. RefSeq lists its product as uncharacterized. Lineage: Eukaryota; Viridiplantae; Streptophyta; Magnoliopsida; Poales; Poaceae. The transcript is spliced from 2 exons. The record is from RefSeq and is a predicted model, not a curated record. The coding region runs from base 313 to 819 and encodes 168 amino acids.